This is a messenger RNA of Medioppia subpectinata, 372 nucleotides long. Lineage: Eukaryota; Metazoa; Arthropoda; Arachnida; Sarcoptiformes; Oppiidae. The record is from the annotation of a GenBank genome assembly.
UUGACCAGAAAUACUAGCGUCGCGUCCAGACUAUUGAUGCCGACGAUGUCGUCGGGCGUCCAGCCCUUGUCCCAGCCGUUGAGUCGGAAAAAGAGCAUAAAAUCGGCGAAACGGCGCAAAACGCGGCUCGAGUUGUCGUCGAAACCGCCGAAGAAGACAAUGUCGACAGAGGAGGAGCGGGAGAUACUGCAACUGAUCCGCACGCGACUCAACGGCUGGGACAAGGGCUGGACGCCCGACGACAUCGUCGGCAUCAAUAGUCUGGACGCGACGCUCGUAUUUCUGGUCAAAUGGACGAAUGGCAAGCAGUCUAUCGUCCUCUCGGAAGUGGCCAAACAUAAGUGCCCACAACUGGUCAUCAGAUUCUAUGAG